Messenger RNA from Spea bombifrons (plains spadefoot toad), 807 nucleotides. RefSeq names its product ADP-ribosylation factor-like protein 3. NCBI's taxonomy places the organism in Eukaryota, Metazoa, Chordata, Amphibia, Anura, Pelobatidae. The record is from RefSeq and is a predicted model, not a curated record. Gene Ontology annotation, molecular function: GTPase activity; GTP binding. The transcript has 6 exons. Gene Ontology annotation, cellular component: cytoplasm; microtubule cytoskeleton. Bases 124 to 690 code for a protein of 188 amino acids. Gene Ontology annotation, biological process: cilium assembly.
UGUACAAAGCACUGAACAAAUUGAAUGGGCAAAGGAAAGGUCUGCAAAGCUGCUAUUUUACACCAAGAAGUAGUGCGACCAUUGCUUGCCGCAGGAAGACCUCUCUAAAGAAUGUAACAAAGAAUGGGUGACGUCCAAAAGGGUUUGUUUUCACUUGUGCAAGAACUGAAAAAAAUAGAUGAUGUGGAUGAAAACGGGAUAAGGAUUAUAUUGCUGGGACUGGACAAUGCUGGCAAAACCACCAUUCUGACCAGGCUUGCCUUGGAGGAGAUCAGAUGUAUAACUCCAACUCAGGGUUUUAAUAUUAAAAGUGUCCAAUCGCAAGGUCUGAAGCUGUCAGUUUGGGAUAUUGGGGGUCAAAGGGCAAUUCGCUCACACUGGAAAAAAUACCUUGGCAAUACUGACCUACUGAUAUAUGUAGUGGACAGUGCAGACCGGAAACGUUUUGAAGAAACCGGACAGGAGCUGGCAGAGUUAGUAGAAGACGAUAGCCUUCUAGGAGUUCCCCUUUUGGUGUUUGCCAACAAGCAGGAUUUGCUGAGUGCAGCCUCAGCAGCCGAUAUCGCCGCAGGACUAAACCUACACACUUACCGGGACCGUACAUGGCAGAUCCAAGCUUGUUCUGCACUGUCAGGUGAAGGCAUCCAGGAUGGAAUGGACUGGAUAUGUAAAAACAUCCGAAAAAAGUGAAAAUUAUAUUGAUGUGAAGAUGUGAAGACUCUUUGUGUACCCGCUGCGCUGUGCCCAACCGAUGCUUUUUUAAUAAGAACCUAUUUUACAUGCAGAAAAUAAAAUGUAUUGAGCACA